Naumovozyma dairenensis CBS 421 is the source of this 327-nucleotide messenger RNA. It is a transcript of the gene RBL2, whose product is annotated as Rbl2p. The transcript has a single exon. Gene Ontology annotation, molecular function: beta-tubulin binding. Gene Ontology annotation, biological process: tubulin complex assembly; post-chaperonin tubulin folding pathway. Lineage: Eukaryota; Fungi; Ascomycota; Saccharomycetes; Saccharomycetales; Saccharomycetaceae. The record is from RefSeq and is a predicted model, not a curated record. The coding region runs from base 1 to 327 and encodes 108 amino acids. Gene Ontology annotation, cellular component: microtubule cytoskeleton; cytosol.
AUGGCCCCUACUCAAUUGGAAAUUAAAACAAAAGCUUUGCAAAGACUAAUCAAAGAGGAAAGUUAUUACAAAGAAGAAAUUAAAGAACAAAAAGCCAAUGUGGAAAAAUUAAAGCAAGAUAGUAAUGUCGAUCCUUAUGAUCUUAAGAAACAAGUAGAAGUAUUAGAAGAUACUGAAAGAUUACUGCCUACGUUAUAUACUAAGAUUGAAGAGUUUAAAGAGAAUUUGGAACAAUUCUUACAAUCAUAUGACGGUCAAGAAGAUUUGACAGAAUCUAAAGCUGCAGUAGAAGAGGCAAAUGCAUUCAUUCAGGCCAGUAAAAAGUAA